AUGCCUACCUUUGCAUGCUUUUUUGCACGUUGUCGUUCAGUAGAGACUAUUGCAGACUCUCCAAGAGAGAUUAUUGUAGCUGCGCGUCGUGCACCUGUUCGACUGCUAAUCAACAAACCAUAUCCGAGCGGAGCUGGAAGCACCGUGUCAGUUGAAGAUAAAUUAUCUUGUGGCACUAGUGAAAUCCCAUGCCCAGCUCCAAAAAGAAAUCGCUGCAACAGCUGGCGACCAUGUCUCGACCUUGAAAAGAUGAUCAAGGUAUGA
Molecule: messenger RNA, 264 nt
Organism: Strongylus vulgaris
Lineage: Eukaryota; Metazoa; Nematoda; Chromadorea; Rhabditida; Strongylidae
Source: the annotation of a GenBank genome assembly